Cottoperca gobio is the source of this 2781-nucleotide messenger RNA. Its product is annotated as bifunctional apoptosis regulator-like. Bases 201 to 1574 code for a protein of 457 amino acids. Gene Ontology annotation, biological process: proteasome-mediated ubiquitin-dependent protein catabolic process. Lineage: Eukaryota; Metazoa; Chordata; Actinopteri; Perciformes; Bovichtidae. Gene Ontology annotation, molecular function: protein binding; ubiquitin protein ligase activity. The transcript has 9 exons. The record is from RefSeq and is a predicted model, not a curated record. Gene Ontology annotation, cellular component: nucleus.
GCGCUGACGUGCGCGUGGCCGGGGUUUUCCACAUAGAAGCACGGCGCAGAGCCAUGGUGACAGCGACUCAGGCAGAAAUAUUUAUCUCCUCCGUGGACGGUGUAAUUUAGGGUUAAUUUACCAUAAGCACACGUAAGAUAUUUUAACCAGGUAGUCAUGUCAUCCUCCAGCAAAGACCAUUCCUGAGGCGAGACUUAGAUAUGUUGCACCAAAUGGAGUGGGAUUUAUUUGAUAACGGUCUGGGAGGAUCAAUGGAGGACCCCCCUGAUAUAUCUGAAUCUUCUCAGUCGAAGCCCUCCUCCACCAACAUCUCAGAACAUGAAUUCUCGUGCCACUGUUGCUACGACAUCUUAGUAAACCCCACCACCUUGACCUGCGGCCAUAACUUUUGCCGUCACUGUCUUGCUCUAUGGUGGGAGUCCUCUCACAAGAAUGAGUGCCCAGAGUGCCGGGAGAAGUGGGAAGGCUUUCCUAAAAUCAACAUACUGCUGAGGGAUGCAACGGACAAGCUGUUCACUGAGGUCGUUCAGCGCAGGAGAGAAGAGAUCCAGGCUAACCCCAAAACCUCCCGGAGCCUGCUGGCCUUCCAGAGAUAUGGUGACAACUUGGGUAGAUCCAGGACAAACCAGCACAAAGGAGCGGGCUUCUUCUUUUCUGGAGUCCUGACAGCACUCACGUGUGUGGCUGUGAUUGUGCUGGUGUAUCACUGGAGCAGUGGUGUGGUGGAGCAGCAAGACAUGUUGAUCAGUAAAUCCGUGUCUCAUUGGACGACGGAGGAAGUCGUGUCCUGGCUGGAGCUUCUGGGGCCCUGGGCCCAGCUGUACAGAGAGCCCUUUCAGCAGGAGAAUGUCAAUGGAAGGCUACUGUUGAUGCUCGGAGACGAAGAGUUGUUAAAACCUCCUUACAGCAUCGAAAAUCAGGCUCACCGACGGGCUAUUCUGGCUGAGCUGGACAGAGUUAAAGUCCUGGGGGUCAAACCUCCGCAUAACCUCUGGGAAUACAAGGUUACUAACGCAGGGAAGUCGCUGUUCUUGCUGUACGCACUGAAGCGCUCCCCUCGUCUCACACUCUUCUAUUUGUAUUUAUUCGACUACGCGGAAACCUUCCUGCCCUUCCUGCACACCUGCUGUCCGGCCAUCACACACAUCGGCCAGUCAAUGGAGAGCAGCUUCCUCAACGCACAGUUGGAGCCCAGUUGGCGACAGUGGGGAGAGUUUCUUGUAAAGUACCUCCUGCUUCCAUACCAGCUGAUAGCUGAGUUUGCUUGGGACUGGCUGGCCGUCCACUACUGGACGUCUCGCUUCAUUAUUGUUAACGCCAUGCUGCUGUCUGUGCUGGAGGGCUGCGCCCUGUGGAGACUCUGGUCAAGAGCCAGGAUCAGGUCUCUGCCGCGCAAGAUGUGGAACCACUUGUGGAAGAUGUUAUCUCAGGGGUUUGCCUUCGCCCUCCUGUGGCCUUUUGUCCCUCAGUUUGUGUGCAACUGCCUCUUCUACUGGGCUCUCUACUUCAGCCCCAUCAUUAAUAUAGACCUGGUGGUGCAGCAGCUAAUGCAUCCAGAAACACAGGCACUGUAACAAACUGCACGCAGUCAGUGCUCAAUUAAUGCCGUACAGUUCACAGCAAAUACAUUUGCCAGAAAUCCAGUUGCAGAAGAGAAGAGGGCGUUUAUUUUCAGCAGUAUACUCACAUGAGUCUGGCUUAUUUGCUGUUGGGAAGGACGUUUUCUCACUUCCAGUAAUGCCUCUGCUGGAUGGUUCCCAUGUGGAGCAAGAGAUGCAUUGCGCUAUUGUUGGAGAACAAAACCAACAAGAUAAGAAACAGUGAAAUAUCUGUGGUGUUAUUGAUUACUGCAGUGAUCUCUCUCUGCGUGCACAGUGCAUUCACAAACCACAUUGCCUAAAUGGCCUGGAUGGCAGUUAUGCAAAUUAAAAGUCUUGUUCAAAGACGGGUGGUAGUGAAGGCCUCAUAAGGAGUUUUCUGAUAGCUUUGUAGCACUGAGAUGGCUGUAGUUCAAUGAAAGGUGACCGACUAAAGGUAGUAAAACACAUAAAUACAUUUUCUUCUUUUAUUAAAUGUCAUUUUGGCAUGUAAUCCACAAGCAAUCAAAUGAAUAACUGCUGCUUUAAAAGUAUCAGUUUGAAUGAAACGGUAUUAUAAGUGUAUAUAAAUCUUUAUUCGGCAUGAAUUUCAGUGCGUUAUUUAUAUCUUCAGUGCAGUUCUGGCUUUGAAUGCGGUCAUGGUGCCACAAAGCGGUCUGAAAAUUCACUCUACGAGGUUUGGUAACAACAAUGUGUCAAAUGUUGAGGCUUGUAGUUCUGCAGCCCGAUGGGAACCUCAGGCUUUACACGUGAUUCAAAGGAAAACUUAAAAACGUCGUCUUCGUGAACAAAUGUUCAACAUUGAAGCGCGUUCAAGGAAUUCCAGAUGUUCAUUGAGAUUUAGAAUACAUGUCAUUUAGAUUUGAAAGAAAACGUAUGUUCUUAAAAAAAAAAAACUUGUGAGGCUGAUGCAGAUCUUUUCUAAUUUUUAUGAUUUUAAGCAGAAACUGUUCGUAGCAGAUUUUACUUGCUGGUCCUGCUGACAAAUAUUGUGUUGCUCUUUUAUUUUUUAUUGUUCAGAAACAUUUUCUUUGCAGUAUAUAUGUUUCCAUGUGAUAGGUGGGUAGAGCUAAUCAAAGACUUUUGAUUUUUUACAUUGUUCAUUUGCACUUAAAAGUUCUACACUGUGAUUUUGUUCUUCAAUGUUCUACAUGACAGGAAAAAUAAAGAUUUUUAAAUAAUU